AUGUCGAAUCUUAAAACAUUAGAUGCAGUAACAGGUAAACAUGAUAACUAUGCCUGGGUUUCUAUAUUCAACGAACUUUUCGACAGUAAAUAUACAACCUUACAUCAGUUGGCUGGAUGGUUCGAUAUUGAAGACUCAGAAAUAUGGGAAAAAUAUGUCUUAGAUAUCGUACAAGAAUAUAUCAAAGAAGGUCAUUAUAUUUUUGAAGCUGGAUGUGGCUGCGGAGCAAUACUUGACCCCAUCCAAAAACACUUUAAAAAUGUCACUAUUUCAGGAGUUGAUGGGUCCGAUAUAUCACUUAUUUACGCAAAAGAAUUCAGGAUUGAAAAUUGUGGGAAGAAACAUUAA
Messenger RNA from Dentiscutata heterogama, 348 nucleotides. NCBI's taxonomy places the organism in Eukaryota, Fungi, Glomeromycota, Glomeromycetes, Diversisporales, Gigasporaceae. The record is from the annotation of a GenBank genome assembly.